This is a messenger RNA of Pieris macdunnoughi, 984 nucleotides long. Lineage: Eukaryota; Metazoa; Arthropoda; Insecta; Lepidoptera; Pieridae. The record is from the annotation of a GenBank genome assembly.
AUGGGGCGAGGGGCAGACUCAUUUUCGCAACUGUUCCUUGUGAUUUGCGUGCUGGCCGCGUGUUGCCACGCCCAAAACUCUGCUGAAUCAUUGCUCUCUCGGAUUGAGGAGCAUCAAGACAGAGCGGAAACUUUGAGUGAUAUAGAAACAAGGAAGUCAGAAACAGAACUAGCAGAAGAAGAUGGAAGUGCCGGCGAAGUAGAAGAAGCGAUAAUGGAAAGUGUUUAUCCGACUGUAAAUCCGAGUGACUACGAUGAAGGGUUCCUUGUGAUUUGCGUACUGGCCGCGUGUUGCCACGCCCAAAACUCUGGUGAAUCAUUGCUCUCUCGGAUUGAGGAGCAUCAAAACAAUUUGCGUAAUUGGGAAGAAGAGAACUCGCGAUUGUUAACAACUCUAUUGGAAAAACGCAAAAUAUACGAUCAUGUUAAACAUAAUGAAGCGAAGCUCUUGGAAGUUGUCGAUUACUUGGUCAAAAAGAACAUGGAAAUCUUACAAAACGUUGUUAGUGAACUGAAUACGAUACAUAUUAAUAUGGACAAAGAUGUAGACGGAGCGGAAUCUUUGAGUGAAUUAGACAUGAAGGCGUUAGAAAAUGAACUAGCUGAGGACGAAGAAACUGUGACACAUACAGACGAAAAUCAGGAAAGUAAUGAAGACGGAGCAGAAAGUUUGAGUGAUACAGAAACAAGGAAUUUAGAAAGUGAACUACCAGAGGAAGAUGGAAUUGCCGGCGAAGUCGAAGAAGCGAAAGUGGAAAACAAUGAAGAUGGAGCAGAAACUUUGAGUGAUAUAGAAACAAGGAAUUUAGAGAGAGAACUAGCGGAGGGAGAUGGAAUUGCCGGCGAAGUAGAAAAAGGGAAUGUGGAAAGUGAUGGUCCGAAUGUAAACCUUGACAGUGACAACGAUGAAAAUCCCAAAAGUGACGAGUACCCAGUUUAUGACGAUGCAAUAAAUUGGUACCGGUAUCCACCAAAUAGAAAAUGA